CACGUGAGCGCGAACCGCUCGCGCACGUGUGUUUGUUGGUCGGGCCGGGAAAGUGGUUCUCUCGAGGCAAAAACUGCAGAAGAAAAUGCAGCACAUUUGCUCGUCUUUCCUCCUUACCUCGGCAGCCCUACUACUGUGCCUGUCUACAGUAGAUGCCGAGGCGCUCUCGGACGUGUUCUCGCCGCACGACAUCACUAGGAUUAGGGAUCUAUUGCUGUCAACGGAGCCGUAUGGCGAGUUGUCGACUCCCUAUCAUGUCCUGAGAGGAUUGCAGGCGCUCGGGACCAGCUCUAGUGAAAAUAAAGAUGGGUUCAAGAGGAACGCGUGUGCCUACGCAUUAUCCCACAUCGAUACUUCGUCAGACCUUCAAUCUCUCUUCUACAUCUCCUCCAUUGCUGCCGAGCUGGGCAGUUCUUGUCUUCCCGACGUCAUAAAAAAGAAGUCUCACAUACAGUCCGUCGUUUCAGACGCUCUAGAAACUGAGCAGACUAUGGAGAAAUUGUACUAUUCGACUUCCAUCAGCACUAAUCUGGGACUUGACGUGAACAGUGAGAGUGUGCUGGCAUCCAUUCUGACCGCAUUGGACGACGAUGAAACCAUCCAAAACACUGCGCUAGCAUUCCUCACAGCUUCUCAACUCCCCGACUUUGAUCUUACUGCCAUAUAUGAACUCGUCGAGGACGUUGUGGCACAAGCGGAUGAAACUCCCACCACCUUAUAUUACGAUAGUCUUGAAACCACGUCAAAUGUUAUCACUGGAAUCUUUGCCAUGGCAACGAAAACUGGGGAGGCUCCUGCAAUUACAUCAGAGCAGGCUACUAAGUUUGGCAACUACCUCCUCACCAACACGUACACAGUGGACGUCGCUCGUCUAGCGUACGUCUUGGCAGCUGCAACUGCACUGGACAGGAACCAGUAUGUAGUUCCUUGUUCUCUUCUUCUGACUUCCUCGGGUUACGUCAGCCGAGCUAACCCAGACAUUCAAGUCCGCCUGGCUACCAUACUGGGCUCCCCGCCGCCCACGGAGUUCACGGUCACCGUGAUGACAGUGACACACCAGGAGGGAGAUGAAACCUUGCCAAAGAAGAAACUGAAAUCUAAAAACGGUCUAUACAGCUACAACCUCUUCCAAGACGUGUCGUCUCCCGGAGUCUACACAUUAACCUUCAGCACUGAGUCAGUGGGUGGUUCACCGGUCGUGAAACUUACCGAGACUCCCCUACAAGUGACGGUCAGCUUCGAGGUGACGAUAGGCUCGGCAGAACUGUCUCUCAGCGAUCGCGAACACGGAACCACCGCCAAGAAAAUCAGUUUGGAGUACCCCAACUCCAGUAAAGAGACGUUGGAGGCUGACCAACACUCCAAGGUUGUCAUGAAGUUCACUCUGAUCGACAAGGAGACAAAGAAAUCGGCACUAGUCCAUCAGGCAUUUGUUCGCCUCACUCGAGGUCAACACGAGAUAUUCUUCGUAGCCACUGCAAACAAGAAGACUCUGCAGUACACGUUUGAGCUGGACAUGGUAACAGCUGCCGAGGACUUUGGCAGUCUCUCCGGUUCCUACGCCAUGUCACUGAUAGUCGGAGACUUUGCCCUCGAAAAUCCGUUCUCGUGGGAUAUUGGUUCAGUCUCUCUCCUGUUUGCGGGGUCAACCACAGAUACGGGAGACGAAGACUACACUUACAGAGCGAAACCAGAAAUUCAGGUGAUGUUUGCACCGCAUCACUCAGAUUAUGUAUGUAUAUGUAUGCCUCAAUGAUUACCAAAAGUAGUGGCCUGAAAUUGAAAGUGAAAGUCUCUGUCUACCAUCCGAUCAUGAGAGGCUCUUUACAUACUGUAUACACCUAGCCUUUUAACAACGCUUUUCGAAUUUCAUUUUCGCCUUUUCUGUUGCAGCACAUGUUCCGACUGGAAGAAAAGCUACCUCCAAAAGUUAUCUCUUCAACAUUCACAGUUCUCGUCCUAAGUCCCCUCGCACUCCUCCUUGUCUUGUGGGUGGGUAUUGGGUUCAAUGUGUCGGGACUUGGAACCGGUGGCUUGUGGGCCGUCAUGUUCCACAUCAGUCUAGGAGGAAUAUUUGUGGUUUACUAUCUGUUCUGGUUGAAACUGAAUAUGUUUGAUACUAUGAAACUCCUUGCUCUGCUGAGCGUUCCAACUUUCCUCGCCGGAAACAGGAUGCUGAAACGCAUCGCCAGCAGCAACCAGAGUGCGUCUUGAAGUUUUGUCGGGUCGAAUCAAUCAACUGGUAGCUGAAUCUCUCUUCAUAUGCAGUCGUACCAGCUCUGUGCAUUCAAUGCAUGGACGGUGUACUUGUGUAUGGAGUGUAUGUGUUAUAGUCUUACAUGAAAAUUUUUUCAAGA
Messenger RNA from Geodia barretti, 2357 nucleotides. The record is from the annotation of a GenBank genome assembly. Lineage: Eukaryota; Metazoa; Porifera; Demospongiae; Tetractinellida; Geodiidae.